AUGGAGGCGGGGGCCGACAUCCGGGAGGGCGGUUCCGGGGGGCAGAGCCAGGCUGGGCGGGACCGAUUCUUAGUGGGCGUGGCCUUCGCGGCCCCGGCCCGCCCCUUCCUGCCCCGGCGCGCAGCGAGGAGGAGCGGCGGCGGCUCAGCGGCAGCGACUGGAGCGGCGCGGGGACGCGGUGCGGGUUCGCGGGGCCGCGGAGAUGCUGGGCGUGGCGUCAGGAAUGACCAACAGAGUUUUGCAAAGCUGUGGUACGUGAUCCCAGUCACAGCGUCAACAGCCAUGCAGUCCCUGGGUCUCACUCAGAUUUCCCGGCUGUACCUGCGGUCAUGGCUCUGGGACACCCCACCCAGACUGGCCUCAGCUCAGAGUCUGUGCAGGUGGAGACCCUGUGGUGAUCCCGCCUUCGCGGCCAUGAUGGACGCCCUCGUGGACAAUGUGGACAUUGGUCCUGAGAGUUUCUAA
Molecule: messenger RNA, 465 nt
Organism: Rangifer tarandus platyrhynchus (Svalbard reindeer)
Lineage: Eukaryota; Metazoa; Chordata; Mammalia; Artiodactyla; Cervidae
Source: the annotation of a GenBank genome assembly